UUGUUGAUACCUUUUCAGUGCGAACCGUUCAGCGGUUCGGUCGCUCCGUACAGCAUCUCCCGGAAAAGGGAAAAGCUCGCGAACAUGGAGAAAAAACACUAUUUGGCAUUUAUUUUUUCAAUAUGCGCUAUUCUUUGUGGCUUUACGGCAGCACAUGAUGGUGAUGGACAUUUUAUGAAUGAUUGGGUAGUUCGCCUAACAGGGGGAAAAGAAGUUGUGGAUCAGUUGGUAAUUGAACUUGGCUACUUGAAUUUGGGAGAAUUAAAAGGAUUCCCGAACACUUACUUGAUGAGAAAAAUUGAUCAUCCUCAAAGAUCCAGAAGAAAUGCUCUCCAUCUGACGAAGAGGUUAUCAGAAGAUAGCAGGGUUGAAUGGGCUGAGCAACAAAUAGCAAAAAGGCGAGUAAAAAGAGAAUUUUUAUCUGGAGUUACAGCAAAUUUCUUGCAGAAAACUACAAGAGAAAAUAACAGAUUUAACGACUAUUUGUGGCCAGAUCAGUGGUAUUUGCAUGACACCAGGAAUUUAGAAGAUCUUCCCGAGUUAGAUAUGAGGACCAUUCCAGUUUGGAAUAUGGGCUAUACAGGAAAAGGCAUCGUGGUUUCGAUAAUGGACGAUGGCCUGGAAUGGAAUCAUACGGACAUUCGAAGGAACUACGAUCCUAAAGCAAGCUGGGACACGAAUGACAAUGAUCCAGAUCCUUUCCCAAGAUACGACGAAUCUGAUUCGAAUAAUCAUGGAACUCGUUGCGCUGGUGAAGUUUCUAUGACUGCUAACAACGAAAAAUGUGGUGUAGGCGUAGCAUAUAAUUCAAAAAUAGGAGGUAUUCGGAUGUUGGACGGUAUUGUGAAUGAUGCUGUAGAGUCUGUGUCUCUUGCGCACAGCAUUGAUCAUAUCGAUAUUUUCAGUGCAUCUUGGGGGCCCAACGAUGAUGGAAUGACAGUGGAUGGACCCAAGAGACUCGCUGUAGAAGCUCUAGAGAAAGGGAUACAACAGGGUCGUUCUGGCAAGGGAGUGAUCUAUGUGUGGGCAUCGGGAAAUGGUGGAUCGAAAGGAGAUAACUGCAAUUGUGAUGGAUACACCAAUUCCAUUUAUACUCUCUCUGUAGGCAGUGCUAGCCAGCGAGGGGAUUUUCCUUGGUAUGGAGAAAGAUGUGCCUCCACUAUGACAACGGCUUACUCCAGUGGGGCAUACUCGGAUCAAAAAAUAGCAACCACAGAUCUCCACAAUAAGUGCACCGUUCAUCACACUGGGACUUCAGCAGCUGCUCCCUUGGCGGCCGGGGUUAUUGCUCUUGUCCUCGAGGCUAAUCCAGAGCUAACAUGGAGGGAUGUUCAACAUCUUGUUGUAUGGACCUCAGAGUACCUUCAGUUGAGUCACAAUAAAGGUUGGAGACGAAAUUCAGCUGGACUUAUGUAUAAUAGCAGAUUUGGGUUUGGAUUGAUCAAUUCUGAAUCCAUGGUAAAGGCAGCCCUAAAUUGGACCCUAGUGCCCGAAAAAACUACCUGUAUCGUUUCUUCAUCUUCCAUACUGCCUCAAGCUAUUUCGUCCAAAGGAAAGAAUGAAGUUGUGAUAGAUCUUACUACCAACGGUUGCUUAAGAACACCAGGAGAAAUAAAUUAUUUAGAGCAUGUGGAAGUAACACUUGAUAUAGACUACAAUCACAGAGGAGCUUUGGAUAUUUAUUUGUUUUCACCAUCUGGAACGGUAAGCAUGAUACUCUCACGACGUGAAAGAGAUUCCUCUGCCAUUGGGUUCAAGAACUGGACAUUUUUAUCAGUGCAUUUUUGGGGUGAAAAUCCUGCUGGACAAUGGAAAGUCUUGGUUCGUGAUCUGACUGGAAAAAACUACAAAGGUUCCGUAAAUUUUGUGAAAAUCGCUCUUCAUGGAACUAAACAGAGACCUCAACAUAUGGCGGGAGGACUGAAAAGAUACGUUGAUCAAGACGUAAUGGAGAGAAUCUUGGAUAAAACCCCGGAAUUUGAAGAAGAAGCUCCAAAGCCAAAAGAUUCGAUUCAUGAUGAAUUAGAAAACUUGAGAUCCGUUGAACACAAAAAGAAACUGAGUUGGGAAGAUUUAGUUGGAAAGCAUCUAAGGAAUUUGUCCCCUCAUAUUUAUAAAUUUAACAGAAUAGAAUAUCCUGAUAUCAUUCUAGAAGAAGAUGAUGUCGAUUAUAUACCGUUUCAUGAUCGAUUUACCUAUUAGUAACGGAAAAAUCAAAAUGCUUCUUAUAUGUCUCCUUCCACAGUUCUUUGCCAAUAAAAAAUCUUCUUCACAAAAAUAAAAAGGAAAUCAAGAAAACAUAUUAAAGCGUCAACUGCAUUAAAACAUUAAAAUCAAGAUAAAAGUUUUCUGUGUAUUUUCAAUACAUUUGUAUUGAAGUUUAUUAGAAAAAUUAAAAUUAUUUAUUAACAGA
Messenger RNA from Stegodyphus dumicola, 2413 nucleotides. RefSeq names its product neuroendocrine convertase 1-like. The record is from RefSeq and is a predicted model, not a curated record. Gene Ontology annotation, biological process: peptide hormone processing. Gene Ontology annotation, molecular function: serine-type endopeptidase activity. NCBI's taxonomy places the organism in Eukaryota, Metazoa, Arthropoda, Arachnida, Araneae, Eresidae. Gene Ontology annotation, cellular component: membrane; neuron projection.